This is a messenger RNA of Acanthamoeba castellanii str. Neff, 312 nucleotides long. RefSeq lists its product as uncharacterized. The annotation marks the transcript as partial. NCBI's taxonomy places the organism in Eukaryota, Discosea, Longamoebia, Acanthamoebidae. The record is from RefSeq and is a predicted model, not a curated record. The transcript is spliced from 2 exons.
CAGAGGGAGGACGGGGAGUGGGGUCAGCUCGAGCCUGGCGCUCCCCUCUACAUUCACGGACUGCGCAGAAGUGGCCAGCGGAUGAGCAUCAGCAGCGACAGCCACGACGUGGACUUCCACAACUUGGACCGCCACACCCUCGACCAGCUGCGCUGGGUCUACGAACACCACUGGGGAGACUUUGAUCCGGCGUGGAGCAAGCAACAGCUCAUCAAGGUCCUCAGCGGCAGCAGCACACAAUCGCAGUUCGAAAACCCCAUCGCCAACCAGCGCCGGAACCAGCAGGCGCGACUUACGGCCAUGCGCAGCUGA